AUGGAUUGCGGUUGCUUUGUCUGCGUUUCCACUUCCACCCUUGGCAUUGUGGAGAGCUGCGGGAAGUUCAAUCGCCUCGCCUCGCCCGGCGUCAACUGCCUUAUUCCCUGCGUGGAGUCCCUGCGCGGCCGCAUCACCCUCAAACUCCGCUGCACCCCCGUCGUGGUGGAAACCAAAACCAAAGAUAACGCACUGGUGACCAUCACCGCCUGUCUGCACUACCGCGUCCUUUCCGAUCGCGCCACCGACGCAUUUUAUCGCCUCACAAACCCAGCCGAGCAGAUUGGGAGUUUCGCGGCUAAUGUGAUCCGCGGGGAGGUGCCCAAGUACACACUGGACGAGAUCUUUCUGCUCUCCCGCAACAUCAAACAGGCGGUGGAGGAGGAGUUGAAGGAGCGACUCACGCAGUACGGCUUCGCACUGGAGGCCACACUCGUUACGCAGAUUGACCCAACACGCGAUCUGAAGGAGGCGAUUGCACAAACACAACUCAACGCCUAUCGACGUACCGCCGCCGAACACAAGGCGGAGUUGGAUAAAAUAGUGAAGAUUAAAGAGUCGGAGGCGGAGUUUGAGGAAAAGCGACUGGCCGGUGUUGGACUUGCAGAGGAGCGUAGAGCCAUUAUGGAAGGACUGCAGAGUAGCAUUGAAUCUUUUGUGGAUACUGUACCAGGCGUUAGGGCACGGGAUGUGAUGAAUUUACUUCUUAUGAAUCAAUACUUUGAUGCCCUGAAAGAUAUGGGAGGUUCCAAUAAGAGUUCAGUAGUACUACUUCCACCAGGAAACAAUAAAUCACUCUUAACGGAAUUACUAGCGGCACAAAGUAGUAGGGGGGCUAUGCAAUAG
This is a messenger RNA of Trypanosoma theileri, 846 nucleotides long. Its product is annotated as hypersensitive-induced reaction protein 1. The record is from RefSeq and is a predicted model, not a curated record. The transcript has a single exon. Bases 1 to 846 code for a protein of 281 amino acids. NCBI's taxonomy places the organism in Eukaryota, Euglenozoa, Kinetoplastea, Trypanosomatida, Trypanosomatidae.